AUGCUUGAUCUCGUAAAGUCAGCUUUGGAUGCCUCCAAGGAGCUUGAGGCUCACCCCAGCGGCCCCACGGAGCCGGCGCUGCAGGCGCUGGAGGCCCUGCAAGCGCGCCGCGUCACCGCCGCCCAGCUGGCCUCCUCCCAGGCUGGCAAGCUGCUCCGGCCCCUGCUCAAGCAUGCCUCUCCCGCCGUCUCCCAGGCCGCCGCGUCUGUCAUCGCUGCCUGGAAGGAGUGCGUGCGCCGGGAGGCGGAGGAGGGCCGGGCAACCGGGUGCGGCGGCGGCUCGAUGGCGACCCCGGCCCCCGUCCCCUCCACCGGGGACAAGGUGCGCGACCUGUGCCGCACGACCUUUGCCGCCGCGCUGUGCCUGGCGGUCGAGGAGCUGAGGGCGGCGCCCUCGCCGGACGAGGAGGCCUGCGCCACGCCCGGUGCCCUGGCCGUGGCCAUGGAGGAGGAGCUGCGGCGCCAGCACGGCGGCGUGACCGAGGGCUACAAGGCCAAGUUCAGGUCUCUGUCCUUCAACCUGAAGGACAGGAAGAACCCCGACCUGAGGCGCAAGGUGCUGACGGGGCGCAUCGCGCCCGACCUGCUGGUCACGCUGGCGCCGGAGGCGCUGGCCAGCGACGCGCAGCGGGAGGAGAACGCGCGGAUCCGCGAGAAGAAGCUGUUCGACAGCGCACCCAGCGCGGCCAAGCAGCCCACCACCGACCAGUUCCAGUGCGGCAAGUGCCGGCAGCGCAAGACGACGUACUACCAGAUGCAGACCCGGAGCGCGGACGAGCCGAUGACCACCUUCGUCACCUGCCUCAACUGCAACAACCGGUGGAAGUUCUGCUAA
Messenger RNA from Auxenochlorella protothecoides, 834 nucleotides. Its product is annotated as Transcription elongation factor A protein 2. Lineage: Eukaryota; Viridiplantae; Chlorophyta; Trebouxiophyceae; Chlorellales; Chlorellaceae. Gene Ontology annotation, biological process: DNA-templated transcription. Gene Ontology annotation, molecular function: zinc ion binding; nucleic acid binding. Bases 1 to 834 code for a protein of 277 amino acids. Gene Ontology annotation, cellular component: nucleus. The transcript is spliced from 3 exons. The record is from RefSeq and is a predicted model, not a curated record.